AUCUUUUCCAGGUAAGACCCACACAAUGCUGGGGAGCCCAAGCGAACCGGGUGUCAUACCACGAGCUGUGAGAGGCCUGCUGCAGAUGACUCGGGAGGCAAAUUAUAAGCUUGAGGAGGAGAACUGGAGCUACUCAAUGACCAUGUCCUAUGUGGAGAUCUAUCAGGAGAAGGUGAUGGAUCUUCUGGAGCCCACGAACAAGGCCCUUACAAUCCGAGAAGACAAAGACCACAAUAUCCUCAUCCCGGGGGUAACUCAGAAGACCAUCAACACCUUCUCAGACUUUGAUGAACAUUUCAUUACUGCAACCCAGAACCGCACAGUGGCCUGCACCAAACUGAACAACCGCUCCAGCCGUAGCCACGCUGUGCUGCUCAUCAAGGAAACCCCCACAGGCUGCGAGAACAUGCCUGGCUGGGAGUUGACUCUGCGGACAGAUCUGCUCCAGAAUGGCCGAGAGAAGCUUCUGAAUCUGCUGAAUGAAGGCUCGAUAACAGAGCUCAAGUCCUUGCAGAAGAUUUAA
Messenger RNA from Bufo gargarizans (Asiatic toad), 523 nucleotides. Its product is annotated as kinesin-like protein KIF22. Gene Ontology annotation, biological process: microtubule-based movement. Gene Ontology annotation, cellular component: microtubule; kinesin complex. The transcript is spliced from 3 exons. The coding region runs from base 26 to 523 and encodes 165 amino acids. NCBI's taxonomy places the organism in Eukaryota, Metazoa, Chordata, Amphibia, Anura, Bufonidae. The record is from RefSeq and is a predicted model, not a curated record. Gene Ontology annotation, molecular function: ATP binding; ATP hydrolysis activity; microtubule motor activity.